AUGUUGCUAAGGACACAUGGGAAUUCCUCCUUGGUGACAGAGUUUAUCCUCGAGGGUUUGACUGACCGGCCAGAACUUCAGCUUCCCCUCUUCUUCCUAUUUCUAGGGAUCUAUCUGGUUACGGUGGUGGCCAAUUUGGGCUUGAUUACAUUAAUUUCAUUAAACUCACACCUUCACACACCCAUGUAUUAUUUCCUUUUAAAUCUAUCGUUCGUAGAUAUAUGUUACUCUUCUGUCUUUACCCCCAAAAUGCUCAUGAAUUUUGUCUUGGAGAAAAACACCAUCUCCUACACAGGGUGCCUGACUCAGCUCUAUUUCUUCUGCUUCUUUGUGAUUGCCGAAUGUUAUAUAUUGACUGCGAUGGCAUACGAUCGCUAUGUUGCCAUUUGCAAACCACUGCUAUAUAAUGUUAUACUGUCUCCUAGGAUCUGUACUUUGUUUGUGUUCGGGGCAUAUGUGAUGGGAUGUUGGGGUUCCCUAGCCCACACGCUCUGUAUGGCAAGACUGACGUUUUGUGAUGCCAAUAUCGUCAACCAUUAUCUGUGUGAUAUACUCCCGGUGCUACAGCUUUCCUGCACCAGCACCUACAACAAUGAGAUUGUGGUCUUUGUUCUGGUUGGCAUGAACAUUCUGGUGUCUACCGGCACCAAGUUCAUCUCCUACGCUUUCAUCAUCUCCAGCAUCCUGCGCAUCAGCUCUACAGAGGGCAGAGCUAAAGCCUUCAGCACCUGCAGCUCCCACAUCGUGACUGUCUCGCUUUUCUUUGGAGCAGCAGCAUUCAUGUACCUCCAACCCUCUGAUUCAGAGUCUAUGGACCAGGGAAAAGUGGCCUCAGUCUUUUAUACAAAUGUUGGGCCCAUGCUGAACCCCUUGAUUUACAGCUUGAGGAAUAAGGACGUCAAACUUGCUUUAAAGAAAACUUUGAAACGAAAAAUAUUUUCCUAAGCAGCAACAGAGCUCAUAUGAGCAACUUUUAGAUUACUUUAGAUUUAGAUUAUUCUGUUUUGUUGGAAUUUCUUCAUAAUAAAAUAGGAUGCAUUUUUUACCUUAAUUCAGAGCCUUUUCUUUCUUUGUAAAAAGAACUCCCUUAAUUCUUCCUCCUCUUCUCUUCUUAGCUUUUGUAAGUAUAAUUGUGUAAUUACAACAUUAAGGAAAAAGAUAAAUUAUUAUUUUCUCCCUGGUUACGUGAAAGGACAUUUACCUUUUGAAUAAAUGCUGUUGAUUCUGAGAUUUGUUUACGAGA
Molecule: messenger RNA, 1243 nt
Organism: Otolemur garnettii (small-eared galago)
Lineage: Eukaryota; Metazoa; Chordata; Mammalia; Primates; Galagidae
Product: olfactory receptor 8B3-like
Exons: 2
Coding region: 1-945 (314 amino acids)
Biological process (GO): sensory perception of smell; G protein-coupled receptor signaling pathway
Cellular component (GO): membrane
Molecular function (GO): odorant binding; olfactory receptor activity; G protein-coupled receptor activity
Source: RefSeq, a predicted model, not a curated record